UGAAAAUUCACAAAUAACAAUAAAUUCACGGAGCACAGACCGAUCAGCGUUAGCAGAAAGCAAGGAGACGACAGAGAGAAGUAUGGGAGUGACAAAGGAGCAAGUUGAAUCUACUUUGAAGUCAAAAUUGAAUCCUUCUCAUCUUGAAAUAAUUGAUACAUCUGGAGGAUGUGGUGCCAGUUUUGCAAUUGAGAUUGUUUCAGAGCAGUUUGAAGGUAAGAGGUUGCUGGAGCGACAUCGACUGGUUAAUGCUGCUUUGGAAGAGGAGAUGAAAGAGAUUCAUGCCCUCUCAAUAAAGAAAGCUGUGACCCCAGGACAGUGGAAACAACAACUGGAGUCUGAAAAAUCUACAUCUGCUGCUUAAAAAUAUGUUUUCUGAGAUCUUCUAAGCAUGACUAGGCAAAAAAAUAUAAAUGUUGAACUAGGUUAAAUCACCUAGUUUUCAUGUUGCUUAAAUUCUGAUUUUAGCCUUAAAUGGCUUUCAUACAAUUAUAGAACUGAUAUUGCCUAGUAUUUUUCUGGAUGUUGCCAACAAAAACUAGCAAUUAUGAAUUGAAAAAAAACAGAAACAAUUACUCAAAA
Messenger RNA from Manihot esculenta (cassava), 582 nucleotides. Its product is annotated as protein BOLA2. Gene Ontology annotation, cellular component: cytosol; nucleus. Bases 83 to 364 code for a protein of 93 amino acids. The transcript has 3 exons. Gene Ontology annotation, molecular function: 2 iron, 2 sulfur cluster binding. The record is from RefSeq and is a predicted model, not a curated record. NCBI's taxonomy places the organism in Eukaryota, Viridiplantae, Streptophyta, Magnoliopsida, Malpighiales, Euphorbiaceae. Gene Ontology annotation, biological process: intracellular iron ion homeostasis.